Molecule: messenger RNA, 7197 nt
Organism: Eublepharis macularius
Lineage: Eukaryota; Metazoa; Chordata; Lepidosauria; Squamata; Eublepharidae
Gene: TJP1
Product: tight junction protein 1
Exons: 28
Coding region: 258-5627 (1789 amino acids)
Biological process (GO): cell-cell adhesion; protein localization to cell-cell junction; establishment of endothelial intestinal barrier
Cellular component (GO): plasma membrane; bicellular tight junction
Molecular function (GO): cell adhesion molecule binding
Source: RefSeq, a predicted model, not a curated record
CGCCGCCCCGCCCCGCGCAGCAGCACCCUCGCGAAGCACUUGGGCAAACUUGCCUCGCCCGCAAGCCCGCCCUCGCCGGCCACGAUGUUCGCUCGGGCCGCGGCGUGAGCAGCAGCAGCAGCAGCCCCGAGGCGGCGGCGGCGGAGGAGAAGCCCGGCCGGGAGGGCGCCCCCGCCCGCUCGCCCCCUCCGCCCGUCCCCGCCUGCCUGCCUGCCUCCGCGGCCCUCCUCCUCCUCCGGGGACGGGAAGGAAACAAAAUGUCUGCCCGGGCCGCCGCCGCUGCUCCCAGCAAGAGCACAACGAUGGAAGAAACAGCUAUAUGGGAACAACACACAGUGACGCUUCACAGGGCUCCUGGGUUUGGGUUCGGCAUUGCAAUAUCAGGAGGCAGAGACAAUCCCCACUUCCAGAGUGGAGAAACGUCGAUUGUCAUAUCCGAUGUGCUCAAAGGAGGCCCGGCGGAAGGUCUGCUGCAGGAGAAUGACCGUGUCGCAAUGGUUAAUGGCGUUUCAAUGGAUAACGUGGAGCACGCGUUUGCUGUUCAGCAGCUGAGGAAAAGUGGGAAAAAUGCCAAAAUCACCAUCAGGAGAAUGAAAAAAGUUCAGAUCCCAGUAACUCGGGCAGAUCCGGAUCCGGUGUCUGAAAAUGACGAGGACAGCUAUGAAGAGGACAUUCAGGAUCCGAGGAGCUCCCGUGGCGCAACGAGUGCGGGCAGAAGGCACGAGAAGAACUGGGUGAGGGACCGAAGCGCCAGCAGAGAGAGGAGUCUGUCGCCAAGAUCAGACCGGAGAUCGGUGACUUCCAGUCAACCUGCAAAGCCAACAAAAGUCACGUUGGUGAAGUCCAGGAAGAAUGAAGAAUAUGGUUUGCGACUGGCCAGCCACAUAUUUGUGAAAGAAAUAUCCCAAGAUAGUCUGGCAGCGAGAGACGGCAAUAUUCAGGAAGGUGACGUUGUCUUGAAGAUAAACGGCACAGUCACGGAAAAUAUGUCAUUGACAGAUGCCAAGACCCUAAUAGAAAGGUCAAAGGGCAAGCUGAAGAUGGUGGUUCAAAGGGAUGAACGGGCAACUUUGCUGAACGUCCCAGAUCUUUCUGAUAGCAUUCACUCAGCCAAUGCUUCAGAAAGAGAUGACAUUUCAGAAAUUCAGUCGCUGGCAUCCGAUCAUUCCAACCGAUCCCAUGACAGGCCCCGCCGCAGUCGUUCACGAUCUCCUGACCAGAGGUCGGAGCCUUCAGACCAUUCCAGACAUUCUCCACAGCAGCCCAGCAAUGGCAGUCUCCGGAGCAGAGACGACGAGAGAAUAGCAAAGCCAGGAGCGGUCUCUGCGCCUGUGAAGAACACGGAGGACGUCCCCCUUUCAAAAUCCGUAGAAGAAUCGGUGGUGGAAAGAAACGAGAAACAAACCCCGCCACUUCCAGAGCCAAAGCCAGUCUAUGCUCAGCCAGGGCAGCCGGAUGUGGAUUUACCGGUUAGUCCGUCCGACGGCCCUCUGCCCAACUCGACCCACGAGGAUGGAAUGCUUCGGCCAAGCAUGAAGCUUGUAAAAUUCAAAAAGGGGGACAGCGUUGGCUUGCGGCUGGCUGGCGGCAAUGACGUUGGAAUAUUCGUAGCUGGCGUCCUCGAGGAUAGCCCUGCUGCUAAAGAAGGCUUGGAAGAAGGCGAUCAGAUUCUCAGGGUAAAUAAUGUCGAUUUCACAAAUAUCAUCCGUGAGGAAGCCGUGCUCUUUUUGCUUGAUCUCCCUAAAGGGGAAGAGGUAACAAUUCUGGCACAGAAGAAAAAGGAUGUUUAUCGGCGCAUUGUGGAAUCGGAUGUAGGAGAUUCUUUCUAUAUUAGAACUCAUUUUGAAUAUGAAAAAGAAUCGCCCUACGGACUUAGCUUCAACAAGGGAGAGGUGUUCCGAGUGGUGGAUACGUUAUACAAUGGCAAGCUUGGAUCCUGGUUGGCUAUUCGGAUAGGAAAGAAUCACAAAGAGGUGGAAAGAGGCAUCAUACCCAAUAAAAACAGAGCUGAGCAGCUAGCAAGUGUGCAGUACACACUUCCAAAGACCGCUGGAGGGGACCGUGCUGAUUUCUGGAGGUUCAGAGGCCUGCGCAGUUCAAAGAGAAACCUUCGAAAAAGCAGAGAGGAUCUUUCUGCUCAACCGGUGCAAACCAAGUUCCCUGCCUAUGAGAGAGUUGUCCUUCGAGAAGCUGGAUUUCUCAGGCCUGUAACCAUCUUUGGACCAAUUGCGGACGUUGCACGUGAGAAGCUGGCGAGAGAAGAACCCGAUAUCUACCAGAUUGCAAAAAGCGAACCAAGGGAUGCGGGGACAGACCAGCGUAGUUCUGGCAUUAUUCGUCUUCAUACGAUAAAACAGAUAAUUGACCGAGACAAACACGCCUUGUUGGAUGUCACUCCAAAUGCAGUGGACCGGUUGAAUUACGCACAGUGGUAUCCCAUCGUGGUGUUCCUGAACCCAGAUUCCAAGCAGGGCGUCAAGACCAUGCGAAUGAGGCUAUGUCCCGAAUCCCGGAAAAGUGCCAGAAAACUAUACGAGAGGGCCCACAAGCUGCGGAAAAACAACCAUCACCUCUUCACAGCAACUAUUAACUUGAAUUCAUUGAAUGAUGGCUGGUACGGUGCCCUCAAGGACGCAGUUCAGCAACAACAGAAUCAGUUAGUGUGGGUUUCGGAAGGAAAGGCAGAUGGCGCUACAAGCGACGACCUUGACCUCCAUGACGACCGGCUGUCCUACCUGUCGGCUCCGGGUAGCGAGUACUCCAUGUACAGCACGGACAGUCGACAUACUUCUGACUACGAGGACACGGACACAGAAGGCGGGGCCUACACAGACCAGGAGCUGGAUGAGACCCUCAACGACGAAGUGGGAACUCCUCCCGAAUCGGCCAUCACACGGUCCUCCGAACCCGUAAGAGAAGACACGUCGGGAAUCCAUCACGAGAACCCGACGUACCCUCCAUUUGCACCACAAGCUCAGCCACAACCAAAUCACAGGAUAGAGUCACCCGGGUUUAAGACGGGCACUGCUCAGCCGAAAGCAGAAGCCACACCUGCAGCCCCCUACCUUUCCCCGUCGCCAGAACCAAACCCUGCAGCUUCCUCAGCUUCCGCCGUUCGCCCCAGUGUAAGCCUCAGUAAUGUCAGACUGGAGGAGCCGGGCCUGGCUCCUUGCAACUCUUUCCAGCCACAAGCCGGCCCCCUAAGAACGCCCAGCACUGAGGCACCUCAUAUAAUGCUAAGAGACCAAGAGCCGCCGUCCUUGCCGCUGCUCAUAGACCCAGCAAAGAUGUACAGGAAGGAUCCCUACAUCCUUGAAGAGCCAUACCUCAAUGAGGAACCACCUAGGCAGAACUAUGUCUUGAAACCGCCGGCGCAUGGUCACUCAACACAAAGGCAGGACAAAGAAUCCAGUCUAACCUAUGAACCACAAGGCCAGUACACGGAGAAACAGCCCAGUAGAGAUUAUGAACCUGUGGCAUACAGGUAUGAGUCCACAAACUACGUAGACCAGUUUCCUCGUGGCUAUGACCCUCGUCUCCACUACGAGGAGCGUGUUCCUCCGUACGAUGACCACUGGGCAUAUUACGACGAGAAGCAGCCCUACCAGCCCAGACCACCUUACGAUAACCAACCUUCUAGAGACUUCGAUCCCCGGCAAAAUGCAGAAGAGAGCACAGACCGCAGAUGCUAUUUCCCAGCACAACCUCGCUUUGAAGAGCCGCCUCCCGUGGUGGCUUACGACAGCAGGCCACGCUACGAGCAUGCGUCUAAAAACGUCAGCCUGCCGCAGCCGAGAUACGAGGACCAGUCUGCCGCUGGAUAUGAGAUUCACGGUAGAUACAAAGCGGAGGCCCCCGCCUAUUCCUCGGCCGUGCCCAGGUCUCCUGAGCCGCCUAAGCAUUACUUCGAGUCACAGCCCAGAAGUUACGAUCCGGGUCUCCCGCAAGGGUUCACUGCAAAAGUUGGACAGUAUGAACCUUCUCACAAUGCCACUGGUGUACACCCUCCCCUUCUGCCACAAAGCAAACCAGAAGUUCUGCCUUCCAACAGUAAACCACUGCCUACACAACCAGCGGAAGAAGAGGAUGACCCAGCCAUGAAGCCGCAGUCUGUGCUAACGAGGGUUAAAAUGUUUGAAAACAAAAGGUCGUCGUCACUGGAAAAGAUAAAGGACUCAAACGAUGUCCCAGUAGUCAAGCAGCCUCCAGAGCUUGCGCCUAAACCUAACAUCACCCCAGUGAGUGUUCCUAAACCAGUCUCUCAAAAUCAAUACGAACACGAGAAACCAGCUUACAGGGCCCCAGAACCACAAAGACCUCAAGCGAAGCCUCCCGAGGACAUUGUCCGGGCGAACCACUACGAUCCCGAGGAGGACGAGGAAUACUAUCGCAAGCAGCUCUCCUAUUUCGACCGCCGGAGCUACGAAAACAAGCCUGCCGCGCAGGUCCCUGCCAGCCAUCACCCUGAACCUGCUAAGCCAGUCCAUCUCCACAAUCAGCUGAAUUACACCAACUACUCUUCCAAGGGGAAGUCGAUAGAUAUGGAGCCUUUGGAGAGGGGUGUGCCUGAGAAGCGCUACGAGCCACAAGUGACUCCUCCUCCUCCCCCCGUGCCCCCCGUGCAGUAUACUCAACCUCAGUCCAUUAAUAACCCAAUCGUGUCUCUCCAGCCCAAACCUACACUUCCUGAAGUCAACUCUGUGUCAGAUUUCCAGAACUCCACCGUGUCCAAACCUGACCCACCACCAUCUCAAAACAAGCCAGCAGCAUUCCGGUCUUCCAGCCGAGAAGACACCGUACAGUCCACCUUCUUCCCUCAAAAAAGCUUCCCUGAUAAAGGGCCCGUAAAUGGGACAGAACAGAUCCCCAAAACAGUCACCCCGGCUUACAACCGCUUCACAACGAAACCUUACACAAGUGCUGCCCGGCCGUUUGAGCGCAAGUUUGAAAGUCCGAAAUUCAACCACAACCUCCUGCCAGAUGAGACUCAGCCCAAACCGGAGUUGGUGUCAAAAUCACAGAAUUCUCCCCAACCAGGUUUAAAAGCACACGGCUCGUCUCAGCCUCACUCGGAGUUUGACAGCGCGAUGGAUACGUUCUCUGUACAGGCAGACAAACUCAAGUACCAACCAAAUAACAUCAGUGCGGUGCCUAAAGCCAUUCCCGUAAGUCCCUCUGCAUUGGAAGAUGACGACGAAGAGGACGGACACACUGUUGUCGCCACCGCAAGAGGCGUGUUCAACAGCAAUGGUGGUGUUCUCAGCUCUAUAGAGACUGGAGUGAGCAUAAUUAUCCCCCAAGGAGCCAUUCCAGAGGGAAUAGAGCAAGAAAUCUAUUUCAAGGUCUGCCGAGACAAUAGUAUCCUCCCACCUUUAGACAAAGAGAAAGGUGAAACGCUGCUCAGCCCUUUGGUCAUGUGUGGGCCCCAUGGACUCAAAUUCCUGAAGCCAGUGGAGCUGCGCUUACCACAUUGUGCGUCUAUGACCCCUGAUGGUUGGUCUUUUGCUCUAAAAUCCUCCGACUCCUCGUCGGGUGACCCCAAAACCUGGCAGAACAAGUCUCUUCCCGGGGACCCAAACUAUCUUGUUGGAGCAAACUGUGUCUCGGUUCUAAUAGAUCACUUCUAACCCUUAACGGUAGUAGACUGACUUAAGUGUGAAAUCAAGAUUUUUUUUUAAAAAAAAAAAAGACCUUACCCAGAAAUGGAACCACUCGUAUCAAGUAUUAACAGUUCUCUUAGUGUUCCAGCAACCUUUGCUUUGACUAACAAUGGAUAGUGAGUACAUUCUUGAACCAUGGUCAGGGUACUUGCCAUUAAGUGGCAGGGCAGGGCGCCCCAGGACCAAGGCGAGGCUCUCGCAAGUUCCCUCUGGCUUUCCUUAACACGGACGUGGCGGAUUACACCAUCACUUAAAUCUCUCUGACUACCAAUGAAGCAAUGCAAUUUGUUAUUUUCAAAGGAACUGACAUUUGGUUCGUGAUCCACUGCUGAAAUUUGGCCUUUUUCUUACAAAAUCUUUUCUAUAUGUGAAAAAAAAAAAACACACAUUUGCGUGUUUCAGAAUAUGCAAAGACUAAUAUUACGGUCACCAGGUUGGUGUUUUUUUUUUUUUUUAACUGCCAUUUUUUUGGUGCAUUUUGCCCAUGAAGUGGAAAUCAACUUUUUGGCUAGCACAAUAUAGGGGUUUUUUUCCUCCUUCCCCCCUGUGCUAAAAGGGGUGAGUUACAUGCACGUCUGCUUUAAUUGUACAUGGAAAACACAACUUUGGGUUGGGGGGUGUCAUAGGGAGAGAGAGCACGCAUGUGGUAUGACGAUGGUUCAUUUGCCUCUGUCAGCCUGUAAAUUAACAACAUCUAAAAAAAACAUAUUAACUAGCAGGGAUGCCUUACCCUUUAUGUUUUUACCUGUCUUCACUGUCAUCUUAGUUCUCUGUACUACUAAAUUUGUAUGGCUUCUGUGCUUACUUAGAUAGAAACAUCUUGAGACAGACUGAGAAACUGAUUCAAUUUGUGAACAUGCUGAUCUAGAGAGAGAGGGAAAAAAAAACACUUACUCUUGUUUUUGCAUUGAUCAACCAGAGAAGACCCCGAAGAACAUGAUGGUAUGUUUUCUGCUAUGCAUUUUGGAAAUUUAUAGAUGUUCUAGAUUGCUUGUAUAUAACUCGUGCAUACCACUUUUUUUUGUUCUUGGUUUGUAAAUUAACUUUUAUAAGCUUUACCUUUUUAUAUAUAUAAAUAUAUAAAAAAAUACGGAACAGUUUUCUUAAUAUCUUUGUAUUCUCAUACCUUUUUGAGCCUUGAACUUUGACAUCUUGCAGCAAUAACGCAGCAUUUCUACCAUGUGUGGAAAAAGGACUUUUUUAAAAAAUAAAAAAUGCACAAAGUUGUUACCCUUUUAAGUGCUGCAUUUAAAGACUAACUCGGAAUUCUCUAGUUUGAUUACAUUCUUGAAAAAAAAUAAAAAGUAUCCCUACUGUAAUUUGUGAUAAGGAUGCUGUAUUAUGUGCCCUGAAAUGUAUUUUUUUACUAAUAGACAAUUUAUUACGGCACAUCGGCAGUAUUUCUGUUUAGGUAAUUAUACCACUGCAUUCUGUUAAUCAGUUAUUUAGCUAUUCAGGUGUGGCUGAUUUUUUUUUCUUUGCCGUUAUUAAAAAUUACACAUUUCUAACUAUACAGAAUAAAAUUGUUUUUAAAAUA